GACCCCUUUCAAUAAAUAUUUGGUAAUGAAGAUUCACAUCAGAAGUUAGGAGCUUUCAUACUAGAACAGUGCUCUUCAUAAUUUCAUGGCAUUUUCCGGCGCAUCUCUACAGAUCUGACCUUUCACGGUUCACUGACACCGCUAAUUGCCUGGGUUCCCUAAUCAGGGUUUAGGGUUUAAGGGAUUGAGGAUUGGCCAGAAGACCCAGAAUCUCAAUCACCCCAAAGCGCAACGCAAGUUUUCAACUUGUUCCAAGACAAGUAAAUUUUGUUUAUUUCAUAAGGAUGGUUAGCAAUUGUCCUCGGGAAAUAGAGGAUCAUGGAAUACAGGAUGUUCAAAAGUCGUCGUCCUCUUCAGAGGGGAUAGUUUAGCUUUCCUCUUUUGCGAUUUCUGUACUUAGCUGAAGAAAGCCCAGACAAUAGAGAAACAUGCCACAUAGAACUCGACCGAUGACUGCACUUUUGGUGUUUACUGGACUGAAUGCUAUCCUAGUUUCAACCAUUACUCCUGUCUAUGAUUUCGCCUGCUUUCUUCCUUUUUGGGAAAGACGGGCAUUUGAACAGAAUAUUUAAUGGUUGAUUUCUUUCCAAUUGUUGGGUUGACGAUGUACGCGCUAUCUUAUUGGAGAAGUCUUGCUUCCCUGGAUCACAAGAACUUGCUGACUGAUUGGAAAUUUCCGUUGUGUUGGUGUUUGCGUCAAGUGCCGUCAAUACUGUUAUAAUCUAAAUAAAAUCAUUCAAGUCUGUUGCGACUCGCUGUAAAUUGAUGCAAGUAUUUUCUCAGUGGGGUUUCAGAAGUAUCGUUUAUUAUUCAGGUUGUCAUUAAAUUUCAAAUGCCUGACUUUAUUUGCCCCGAUACAAAUGUGUGAAUGAGAUAUGCAAAGAAGCCUUGUGGAUACAGUGAAGCUUAGUCUACAGAAUUAUGUUAGUCUGCGUUUUGCACGACCGAAGACCAACUCAAGACACUAGAGAAGUUCUUGGUUCUUGCAGUGUAGCUUGCCACGCCAAGGAUGAUCAUCACUGUGAGCCUUCUUCCUGCGGCGACAUCCACAACAUAAGUUUCCCUUUCCGACUCAAUGAUGAUCCAAAGAAGUGCGGUGACCAAAGGUAUUCCCUGUCUUGUGAGAACAAUGUCACUGUAUUACACUGGUAUUCAGGAAAAUACUAUGUGCUUGCCAUCAAUUAUGGAAAUUACUCAAUCCGAGUUGUGGAUGCCAAUGUUCGUAAGGGUAACUGCUCUUCAAUCCCUCGUAAUUCGUUGGCCAGCUAUAACUUCAGUUAUUAUGAUGAUCCAUAUAGCACUUCUCAAUAUAGAAAAUAUCAGAACAGGACGCGUGAGGUUAUUCAACUGUCGAAGCCCAUAAUCUUCAUGACCUGUGAAACUCGGCCGGUGAAUUCAUCUCUCUAUGUGGAAACUGCUCCUUGCGUUAAUGCAACUAGUGGGCAUUCUUUUGUUAUCACUCAAACCUUAAAUGCCUCGGAUUUGUGGGAUUCAUGUCGCAUACAGCUGAUGGUCUUGAUAUCAUCGUCGAUUGGGACAAAGGACAAGAACAGUUCCUACAUAGACAUCCACAACGAGCUGCUCUAUGGUUUUGAACUUUCAUGGGUGCAGAGCUACGGCCGAUCAGGUGAUUAUUGCUCUAUCGAGGGUGAUACCAACGAAGUUUAUUGUUCUGGCUUGUUCUAUACUAUUCUAGAAGGUGACAAAUAUAUUGUUGUCUUUUAUGACGGACCCUUGUUCAAUACUAUUCUAGGAGUGUCAGCUCGUUGCAUUCUAGCUGCAGUGGUUUUGUGGACUCCAACAAAAGUUAUAUUCGGAAUUCCAUGUGUGGUCGUCCUUUUAAUCUUGAAGUUGAAAAGACGACAUUUAUCAAUGUAUAACGUUAUCGAAGAAUUCUUACAAAGUCACAACAACCUCAUGCCUAUACGGUACUCCUACUCCAACAUCAAGAAGAUGACCAAAGGAUUUAAGGAUAAAUUGGGGGAAGGAGGUUAUGGCUCUGUGUAUAAAGGAAAGCUUCAGAGCGGUCACCUUGUUGCUGUUAAGAUGUUGGGAAAUUCCAAAGCUAAUGGGCAAGAUUUUAUGAAUGAAGUUGCUACCAUUGGAAGAAUUCAUCAUGUAAAUGUGGUGCGACUAAUUGGCUAUUGUGCUGAGGGAUCAAAGCGCGCUCUUAUAUAUGAGUACAUGUCAAAAGGGUCUCUUGAUAAACACAUAUUUCCCAAGGAAGGACUCAUCUCCUUAAGUUGCAAGGAAGCAUUUGAAAUUUCCCUAGGAGUGGCUCGUGGUAUUGAUUAUCUGCAUCAAGGAUGUGAUAUGAAAAUUUUGCAUUUCGAUAUCAAGCCACACAACAUUCUUCUUGAUGAGAAGUUUGUUCCGAAGAUUUCAGACUUUGGUCUUGCAAGAUUAUGCCCAUUAGAUGACAGCAGUUUAACUUUGACCGCAGCAAGAGGAACCAUUGGAUACAUAGCUCCGGAAUUGUUUUACAAGAAUAUUGGAGGUGUGUCGAACAAAGCUGAUAUCUAUAGUUUUGGAAUGUUGUUGAUGGAAAUUGCUGGGAAAAGGAGGAAUUUAAAUGCACUUGCAGCAAAUACGAGCCAAAUUUACUUUCCUUCUUGGGUGUAUGAGCAGUUCAGUAAAGAAAAGGAGAUGGAAAUCGAAGAUGCCACUGAUGAGGAAAAGAAACUAACAAAGAAAAUGCUCAUGGUAGCAUUGUGGUGUAUACAAAUGAAGCCUAGUGACCGUCCUAAUUCAAUGAACAAAGUAGUAAAGAUGCUUGAAGGAGAAGUUGAAUACAUUCAAAUGCCUCCAAAACCUUUCCUAUAUCCACAAGACAUGCCAGUAGUGGAUGAUGAAGAUGAUUCGGAAAGAACUUUGUCAUCAUCACUGCCAUUGAAAAAUGAAGCUCAAGAGUCAAUUAGUUUGAUUCAAAAUCCAAAUUAAAGGAAGUGAUGUACUAGUUAAUAUUUAUAUUCACAAUGGAGCAGGCAUUUCCUAUCAUGCAGUAAUUAAUAAGUGUUCUUCCAUGCUCCGCAUAUACACUUCUUGUACUACUUUAUUAAUUCUAUGGUCUCUAUUCUUUUUUUUUUUUU
Molecule: messenger RNA, 3089 nt
Organism: Rosa chinensis
Lineage: Eukaryota; Viridiplantae; Streptophyta; Magnoliopsida; Rosales; Rosaceae
Product: rust resistance kinase Lr10
Exons: 9
Coding region: 922-2940 (672 amino acids)
Biological process (GO): protein phosphorylation
Molecular function (GO): polysaccharide binding; protein kinase activity; ATP binding
Source: RefSeq, a predicted model, not a curated record